AUGCUUAAGUGGAUACAAGGAGGAAUCUCCUCGGUUACGGGGAUUGCCGAGCCUGAAUACGGCCCGGAGUUCAUCCACAGCGCUACUGAGCGGGUGCGUGGAAAGCAGCCGUUUCAUGAGACCAGCCGUCAGGAUUUGGCGUGGCGCAACAUCAGUUCUACUCAUGUUGAAACUGCGACGUUUUACUUCACGCAGAUACAGACUGGAAUGGCGGGGUUUGCGCAGAUCAUCUACUCCAAGAUCGGUGGACUGCCACGGACCGCCCAGUUCACUUUCAGGCUACACCAUGCCAGCCGCCCAGAGCUUGGCACAUGGACUUCUACGAAGCUAGAAAAUUUUCGUGUUGAGGGCGCUAACUUCUACGCCGACAACUUGUCGCUAGAGCUAGAUUCCACUGCUACGUCCUAUACCUUGCAGUCGUCUGUUACGGCUGACAGCGUGGUAGACAUCACGUUCAAGCGGCUGACGCCGGGUGUGAAGGUUGGUGAAGAUCCAACCACUUACUACGGAGAUAACACUAAAGAACCAUGGGGAACUAUGCGUCACGUGUUCUGGCCGAGAAAUUCUGUCAACGGUACCGUGGUGGUACAUGGCGAAAUGAUUACUCUCAAGAAUGACUAUUCUGUGAUGAUCCUUGCUCUACAGGGGAUGAAGCCACACCACGCAGCCAAGGCCUGGAAUUUCCUCAACUUCCAUUCGGAGACACACUCUGUAUUGCUGAUGGAGUUCACUACUCCAAAAUCUUAUGCCAACACGAAGGUGUCUAUAGGUAUCCUAUGUGACAAAGACAGUGUCCUCUCUGUCACGAUAGACAAUGAGGUGGAGCAUGUGAAGCCAAAAACCGAUGAAGUUGGAUGGCCGGUUCCAAAGGCACUCUCCAUGAAAUUCACCGGUAUCCCCAGUUCCGUGCCGGACAAGGAGGUUGCCUCUGCGGAGAAACUCUCCGCGCGCGUGGAUAUUGAGCUUAAAAAUCUAGUCGAGCGGGUUGAUGUCAUGGCUGAGAUCCCUGCUUUUGUGAAGAAUAUCGUGAGUGGCGUUGUCGGGACCAAGCCCUACAUAUACCAAUAUGCGAAUGAAGCGUUGUUGACGUAUGCCGGUUCUGAGUACAAGGGCUUUGCUUGGUCGGAGGUGACCUUCAUUUCCGAGUUCGAAAACUGA
Molecule: messenger RNA, 1158 nt
Organism: Eremothecium gossypii ATCC 10895
Lineage: Eukaryota; Fungi; Ascomycota; Saccharomycetes; Saccharomycetales; Saccharomycetaceae
Gene: SVF1
Product: Svf1p
Exons: 1
Coding region: 1-1158 (385 amino acids)
Biological process (GO): response to oxidative stress
Cellular component (GO): cytoplasm
Source: RefSeq, marked provisional